GACCCCGAAAAGGGAUUAAUUUCAUCCACCAACGUCCUACCACAGACGGGAAAUGCUGGCGAGUUCAGGCAAAAACUCCCCGCACAAACAAAUAGUAGCCGGUUCUCCACCCGAACGUAGCAACAGUUUUAGCGGAAAGGCAUCAUCGCCAUGCGCAAUUUCUCGAAACGGAUCCGGAAAUAGCGCCAGUGGGUAUAGCAGCCUCGCUUCGUCACCAAACACCCGCGGAAAUGGCUUCAGCUUGGCCAGUAUGAGCUGCAGUACGGUGGCGUCCAGUCCAGUGGCCAAUAUACCAGAUGCAGUCACCCAACGUACAAUUUUGGAACAGUUUUUCGAGCGGCGUUUCGUGGAGGGCGAGUUCUGGUACAUCAUCAUCGCCGAAUGGCUGGAACAGUUGAAACGAUUCCUCGGCAUGCAGACCCGCAAGUUCUACCACCAGCAGCGCGUGCAACCCGGACCGAUUUUCACGCGCCGUGACUACGCCCACACCGUUGAUGUAGUGCACGAGGACGCCUGGCGAAUGUUAGUCCAAUGGUACGGCGUGGCCGAAGGUCACAAGCCAAUGAAGCUGGUCGUCUACAACUACAGUCGCGCUCCUGAUCUGGAACACAACCAGAAUUCAUUCAAAGUCAUGUUGUGCAACGCCCUAAUUGAAGAUUUUCAGAUCAUGCGUUUCAGCAAAAUGGAGAAAGUUGGCCAUAUAGAAUGGAAGAUUCGAGAACUGUACAUGAUUCCUUCCACCCAGAAAACCAGACUGUGGGCAAAAGCCGACUGCGACAGCGAGUGGCAGACUCUUUUCUUCAGAGAUAAAUCUAUUGGUAAAUGUCUUGAAAUUGAUUCUGACUUCACCCGUCCCAUUAUCGCUAUGGAGAUCUCCAAUGGCGAUAACGUUUGGCAGAAUAACCCGGAAGGAACCGAAACCAUUGACACUCAACCCUCGGGCCCUCUCUAUCAGCACUGCAUUUUCGAAGAUGUUACGAGCACGUGGGAGAUCGAUAUACAUGACCAGAUCGAUAAUCUUGGCAAAGACUUUAUGGAGAAGCUUCAUUUGAAUUUCAGCGCGUUUGUGCAACGGGCCAAAGAUUAUGUGGACAUUCGGGAGAACCAGUUGCGCGACAGAGAGAGAUUGGUGACCGAACGAGAAACCAGCGUCGAGAUGAGGAUGGAUAAGGUCACCGAAAAAGAAGAGGAAUUAAGCAAAGAUGAAAUGGCACUGAAGAAGAAAAUGCAAGACUUUGAAUCUUAUCAGAAAUGUAUUGAGAAGACAUUCGCUGAAAAGGUUGAGAAUAAGGAAGAGUCUUUGAAGCAAAAAAUCGAAGAAUUUGAGAAGAACAAAAAGGAAUUCGAAGAAGAACAGGAGAGAUUCCGUGACGAAUUAAAACGUAUGGCUGAAAUGAACAAAAUCCAAGACAACCGGAUAAAACUAGAUAUCGGUGGAAUUCAGUUUACUACGUCGUUGCUUACUCUCAGAAAAGACAUGACAUCUAUGUUGGCAGCCAUGUUUAGUGGACGCCAUCUUCUCAAAACAGAAAACGACGGGAGUUAUUUCAUCGACCGCGAUGGCACCCAUUUCCGAUACAUCUUGAACUACUUGAGAGACGGAGGUUUGAAAGAAGGCACCCUACCAAUGACGAACGAAACUGCACUCAAAGAACUUCUUAUCGAAGCCGAAUAUUAUCAGUUGAUUGAUCUCAUAGACUGUCUCCAGAAUAUUCUGCAGAAGAAAGAAGACAGAUAUACAAAUGAGAAAGAAACGGAAAAUGUGAAAGACGAAGAAAAAGAAAAAGAAACAGAGACAAUUGAAUAAAUUGUGGGGAAAAUAACAAAAAAAAAACAAAACAAACAAAAACAGAUAAAAAUUAAAGAAAUUUCUGCAGAGAAUAAGCUUGCUUUGAUGAAGGUAAAAACCUUUAAGAAAUGUUUGUGAAAAUGAAACAAACAAAAAGCAAUAAAAAAGCCGAAACAAUA
Octopus sinensis (East Asian common octopus) is the source of this 1968-nucleotide messenger RNA. RefSeq lists its product as uncharacterized. Gene Ontology annotation, molecular function: cysteine-type deubiquitinase activity; protein binding. Gene Ontology annotation, biological process: protein homooligomerization. The record is from RefSeq and is a predicted model, not a curated record. Bases 53 to 1807 code for a protein of 584 amino acids. NCBI's taxonomy places the organism in Eukaryota, Metazoa, Mollusca, Cephalopoda, Octopoda, Octopodidae. The transcript has 3 exons.